UCGAGUUAGUGUUUGGCAAACUAUGAUUAAAUAACUACACACGCAAAUCGAUUUCUUUCCCGAGUGCACAGAUAAUCUAGGCGUUUCAUAUAGUCUUCUUGGACCCACAAUUUAUUAUUUAUUGUGUGUAAAGAAAAUACUGCUAGCCAAUGGAGUCGAGUGUAGCGGGAUCGUUCGAAAAUGGGGUAGUUUUGAUCACUGGAAGUACGGGGUUUUUGGGGAAAAUGCUCACAGAAAAAUUAUUGAGAUGUUGUCCGGUAAAUAGAAUUGCGAUUUUAGUUAGAAGCAAGAAAGGAUUUAGCGCCAGUCAACGGGUCGCGGACAUAUACAAACAAUCUCUAUUUGACCGACUUCGUAGUGAAAAACCAGAUUUUAUAGAGUCAAUCAGAAUCAUCGAUGGACAUUUAGAAGAAUCGUCGAUGGGUUUAUCAUCGUCGGACCGAGAGUGGCUGAUAGAGAAUGUGAACUUUGUUUUUCAUUGCGCGGCUACGAUUAAAUUCAACGAACCUCUUGAAUUAGCGUCGAAAAUAAACAUCCAAGGUACUGAAAAUGUAAUGACAUUAGCAUCACGAAUGAAGAAUCUCAAGGGUUUUGUGCACGUGUCAACAGCUUAUUCGCACUGUCCGAGAAAUGAAAUCAAAGAAGAAUUCUAUCGUGUUCCAAUCACGGCCAAUGAGCUAAAAAAUAUUUUUGUUGAUGAGGAAUCAUGUUCGAAAAUUCUAGAAGAUUGGCCAAACACGUACACUUUUACAAAAGCCGUCACAGAAAAUAUGAUACUAACAAACGGAAAUCACUUGCCGAUAUCAAUAUUCCGCCCAUCAAUCAUCGGGUGCACUAAGUCUGAACCGGAACCUGGGUGGUUAGAAAACAUGAACGGACCAACAGGUCUGAUUGCCGGGGUCAUGGUUGGAUUUUUGAGGACGGUACCAAACAUCGGGAGCAAUAUAACAGAUCUUAUCCCUGCCGAUUACACCGUCAACGCGUUGAUUUCCGUCAUGUGGGAUACAGUUAACAGACAUAAACAGUUGAAUGGUGUACCUCCCGAGGCACCGAAAAUAUAUAAUUACGUUUCUUGCGUCGAAAGCCCUUUGACGUGGGGUAGGUAUAUCAAAGAAAUGCACGCUCAAUAUUAUAUUGCUCCACCUUUGCAAUCGAUGUGGUACGGUUUUUAUAUUUUCUAUACGAAUUUAAUUGUCGGAAGUAUUUUGAGAUUUUUCUUACAUCGAUUACCAGCCGCUUUUAUGGAUUUGAUAUUGAUUUUGACCGGUAAAUCUCCUAAAAUGUUGAGAAUGUAUGCAAAAACCGAAAGCAUGAUUGAUUUGCUUUAUAAUUUUUCUACAAAACAGUGGAAAUUUGAAAAUAAAAAUUCAAGAGAACUAUGGUUGUUGCUAAGUAAAGAUGACCGCGAAAUGUUCCGGUUUAGCUUAGAGGAAUUUGAUUGGAAAUCUUAUAUAAAAAGCUAUUAUUACGGGAUAAGGAGGCAUGUACUGCACGAAGAUCUGAGCAACAUAGAAAAGGCAAUGUCAAAAAAUCGACAGUUAUUAUGGCUACAUCGGUUGUUUGUGGUACUAAUUAUAUCUGCCGUAUUGCAAUUGUGUUGGACGCUUAUAAAAAUUUUAAAUUGAUGACAAAUUAUUGACAAUGAUUGAACGAUGGAUAUACAUUUUAUUUAAAUCAAUUAUAUAUACCUAAGAUUCAUAUUUUUGUUUAUUUUCAGCUGUUUGCAUCUAUUGUAUUAUAAUAUAUUAUAGUUUUACGAUUUAAAUCAAGGAAAAUCUGAUUGUAUAUUAUACCUUAAAUAUAAGCAACGGCAUUGGACUUAUAUUGUUAAAAGUUAACAAUUUCCCAAAUUAUUUUUAU
Messenger RNA from Rhopalosiphum maidis (corn leaf aphid), 1860 nucleotides. RefSeq names its product fatty acyl-CoA reductase wat-like. Gene Ontology annotation, cellular component: peroxisome. Lineage: Eukaryota; Metazoa; Arthropoda; Insecta; Hemiptera; Aphididae. Gene Ontology annotation, molecular function: alcohol-forming very long-chain fatty acyl-CoA reductase (NADP+) activity. The transcript is spliced from 8 exons. The record is from RefSeq and is a predicted model, not a curated record. The coding region runs from base 150 to 1625 and encodes 491 amino acids. Gene Ontology annotation, biological process: long-chain fatty-acyl-CoA metabolic process.